Trichobilharzia szidati is the source of this 1718-nucleotide messenger RNA. The record is from the annotation of a GenBank genome assembly. NCBI's taxonomy places the organism in Eukaryota, Metazoa, Platyhelminthes, Trematoda, Strigeidida, Schistosomatidae.
GAAGGAAACUACACAAAAGCUCGCUGAACACUAAGACCCGUUAUCUCAGUGGUAAGACGUCGGCUCAAUCGAGGAAAUCAGUUUGGGAGUAUUGAAUGAAGGGAGGGUAGUUCGGCAGGUACGCCACAUUUUGUAGCAUCGGAAAAAUGCCUGUACUUGAGUCAAUGAUGCUUGGGGAGAAGACGGCUGUUGUUUUUGACAUAGGUUCUGUGUACACAAAGUGCGGUUUCGCUGGUGAAACAGGACCCAGGUUUAUAAUUCCUACUGAAAUUACUUUGCCCUCGGGUGUUAAACAAAGUCUCGUUAACAUUACGAAAAAAGAUGAGAAAAAGCAGUUCCUGACAACAUUUCUUUACAAUAUGUACUAUCGGUAUGCAGUCGUAUAAAAUGAGUUCUUCAGACAGAGGAUAGACACUUAUUAGUGAAUCCAAAGGACCGUCGAGUUGUUGUAGUUGAAAGUGUACUCUGUCCAUCAUCAUCCCGUGAACUGUUGGCGGAUAUCUUAUUCAAUCAUUUUGAGGUAAUCUUAUGAUCUAUACAUAUACAUGUUUCUCUGUAGGCGCCUUCUGUGCUUUUCGCUGCUUCACAUUUAAUGGCUUUGUUCACUCUAGGAAUUUCUUCUGCUGUUGUUCUGGACUGUGGUUAUUUAGAUGCGCAAGUCAUACCUGUCUAUGAAGGCUACACAUUAUUGAAUACCUGGCAGUCUGCACAACUUGGUGCUAAAAGAAUCCAUGAAGACAUAAAGUGUUACUUAAUUGAGAAUGCUAAGUUAGUCGAUGUCAUUAAUGGAGAGUCGCAUUUUUCUCGGUGUCCAGAUUCUUUUGUGUCAGAACAUACUAUCGAAGAUAUAAAAGUCCGCACAUGUUUUGUUAGCCCACAAAGUAGGGCAAUACAAUGGAAGGCUUGGCGGGAUGCAGUUGAACCCUCUGUCAAGAAACCUGCUUCACAUCAAGAAACAUUUCUUUUCCCUCUAGAUAGAUUAGGUGACGAAAGGCCCAUCCAGAUUCCAUCAGAAAUCCGAGAGUUGGCAGUCGAAUGUUUGUUUUCUGGGGACAACGAUCAAAUCACAAUCACCACACUAAUUUUAAAAUCCAUUUUGUUGGCUCCUAUCGACAUAAGAAGACAUUUGGCAGAAAACAUUAUACUCAUUGGCGGUACAGUCAUGAUCCCUGGUUUCCUACCCCGUCUUCAGGAGGAACUUAAUUCACACCUGGAUCUCCCUGAGUUCUCGAAACUACAAGCCUUAAAGGGGUCUUUUAAGUUUCAUACACCACCUGGUGAGGCAAAUUACAUAGGAUGGCUUGGUGGUGCUAUUUUCGGAGCAUUAGAAUGUCUACCGGGACGUUCAUUAAGUCGGACAAGUUAUUUAGAAAAUGGUAUAGUUCCUGAUUGGUGCACUCAAAUUGAUCAAACACACAAAGAUCUCGAAAGACAAGAUACCACUCGUCAAUGACAUUAACACUGAUAAUAUCGUCAUUUAUUCCUUUAUAUUUAUUGUUCAAUUAAUUUUUUAUUUUUGGUAUAUGUAAGCCUAUGUUGACUUUUCUCCCUUCUUUGCAGUUGUCCUAAAAUAGUUUUUAUUUUGAUAAUUCAACUUAUCAGUGAGCCAUCACUUUUACCAUUUUUUUUAUUUAUUUGCUUGAGUUGUUUUGCUAUAUUUUGUAUAUAUUUUUUCAAGGGAAUAAUUAUGUGGAUUUAAGAGUUGGGAAAUAUGGAAA